AUGGCGGUUUUGGCUAUGGAAAACGGAAUGAAGAUGGCAACCGCGUCCUUGAGUUUGCUGAGAGUCACGGCGGAUGAAGACAAGCAGAGAACUGUUAACAUAGCAAGCAACAUGGAUGAUAACAAGCAGUUCACCCAGUUUUCGUUGGACUACCAAGAAGAGGGUGAUGCUGUUGACAAUGUAAGCACCAGUAAUAGCGAUUCUCACGAAAAAUUUAACGACCGAGCCAAAGUGUCAUCAGGCAAAAAAUCGCUGCAUGACAACAUCAAAAAUAAUGGAACUAAGAGCGCUGAUUCAUCUCCAGACAGUUUUUCGCUAGCAGAAGAUCAUAAGAAUCCAAAUAUUUCUAAAAAUGAUCAAACAUUUGAAAACAAAAAAAAUUCAAUGGUUUACAAACGAAAGAAAAGUUCUAAAUCAUUAUCUUCGACACCGACGACUCCACUGAAGCAAAAAUCGACAGCCGAUUUCAAGCUGUACAAAAGCUUAUCCCUCUAUUCUGAUGUGGACGCGCUUUAUUGUGAGAACAUCUUCAAGCAGAACAACGUUGUACAAGUGCAAGAUUAUGCCUUAUAUAGAAAUUUCACCACCGAUUACUUUACCGAGUUGCGCCAGAAAACAGAAACCAACAGGGACCCUUUCUUGUCUCCCGUCUUUGCCAGUGAUGAACUUCUGAGGGGAUUGUGUCCCGUGCAUUUCAUUGCGUGCAAAUACGAUCCGCUGCUCGAUGACACCAUUCACUUCGCUCGCAAGGUCAAGGAAGCCGGUGGACAGGUUGACCUUCAUCUUGUUGACGACCUGCCGCAUGGUUUCCUCAACUUCAAGCAAUUCACUAAAGAGUCAUCGGCAGCUUCUGACGUUUGUGUUCAGAGUUUGAAGUGCUUGUUAAAUGUUGAUGAGUGUGCGCUUCAUGUAAACAGUAUUAGCUGUCAGGAUACCACGAUAUUCAAUGUUUCUACUAAUGCCACAGUCAGUAAUGCUGGUAAUGACGUUAGUAACGUUGGAAAUGAUGUCUCCGAUGUUUGUGAUGUUGUUGCCAGCCAGCAGGCCAGCGACGUUUGUCUGGGUACAUCUGCAUGUGACGAUUCCGUAGUGUUGUGAACCAAACUUUAAUGACCAAAUAAUAAAUUACAAACAAACAAUAAAAAUGUCUUAUUGCCGUGACGACAUUAAUUCUAAUAUUUUGCAUAAACUUCAUUGAUCCUGGCAAAUCAAUGGAGCAUCAUGCUGUACAUUUAUUUACAAUGAUGAAGACGAUUCGAUGUAUCAUGAUAAUGAUGACGAUAAAUAAAUAGUAGUUUUGUCUAAAACGAUCAUGUUAAUCAUUAAUUAUAUCAUCAGUUCAUUCGUUUAUAAUUAUGUAUACAUUUAAUGUUAUGGUAUUACACUAUGUCUAUGAAAUUAAGUCAGUUGAUAUUAUUCAGCUAUGACAAAACUUCGCUUUUCCAACUUUAAUUUGAAGACUUACCUCUUAUAUAAGUUUUGUUUUGUAUAUUUAUUUUUAGAAUUUGUUUUUUACGAUAUAUCUGUGUUAUGAGGAUACUUUGUAGACAUCAUGUUAACAUCAUGGCUUUAAACAAAUUAGUCAGUUAUUUAACGUUACCAAUUUGAUUACGUUACUUUAAAAGGUUCAAAUUAUUUGACAAUUUUAAUAAUUGUAAAUCCAUAAUUUCGUGUUUUUUGCGUUGAAAGUUAUAUAAAAAUAAGAAACCUGUUUCGUUGUUAAUUCUGAUUUCGUUAAUGUUUAUUAAGCUUGUAUAUAUCUAUCUAGCUGGCGUCGUAUUUCCUGGUCAUAUUUUUUUC
Messenger RNA from Helobdella robusta, 1800 nucleotides. RefSeq lists its product as hypothetical. The transcript has 3 exons. Lineage: Eukaryota; Metazoa; Annelida; Clitellata; Rhynchobdellida; Glossiphoniidae. Gene Ontology annotation, molecular function: triacylglycerol lipase activity; sterol ester esterase activity. The record is from RefSeq and is a predicted model, not a curated record. Bases 1 to 1098 code for a protein of 365 amino acids. Gene Ontology annotation, biological process: triglyceride catabolic process. Gene Ontology annotation, cellular component: cytosol.